GGCGCUAGCUACACAUUUAGCUAGGUAACGUUAGCUAACGGUAGUUAGGUAGCUAAACAAUUUUCAUGCGGGAGUAUCCAUGUCAGUUAGGGAGAGUGGAGAAAUGUAGUUGGAAAGGGGAAGUUCAUCAUUUUAAAAACAGUGUUGUAAUAAUCUACCCCAUUUAUAUCCGUUAUUUUAUAGUUAAACAAUUAUAUCGCAGAGUGGGAAUUAGCUAGCUACAGUAGGUAACGUAGUUAGUUAUUUCAAAAUGGCCUCAUCUCCGUUGUCGCCCCAGCGUCCCUGUUGCUCGAGCUAGACAAAGCAUGCGGUACAGCUACUAGAGAAGGACAUGCGCGAUUGCAGUGAGUGCAAUAUAAAUAACUAAUUUCAUUAUUUACAUAUUUUUGUAUUAACCUAUUAUGAAUUGCAGGAUACACACUCGCACUGUUGCGUAGUCAGCUAAUUUCUCCAUUCAAAUAAGCAUAAGCGGCAGCGGAAAUACUGUCAACGUCAGUACUGUGGGGGAGGGGAGACUAUGCCUAGGUGGAGCCAGAGACGAGGAGGAGGAGAAUCUUUGGUGGAGCUGUGGGUGUUAAUGCUAUUUUAUGUAUUAAGCCUUGCUGCUCUUUGACGUUUAGAACGGUGUAAUAUAACUGAGGCAUAACACAUACAGUACAACAAGCACAGCAUACAUGAAUGAGGUUCCCUCCUUACAUUUGGUACUGACAGAUUAAUUGUUUGGAGUAAAAAACCUUGAUUCAUCAAAACAAUGAUUCAACUUUAAAGAUUUUUUUUUCAUUUAACCUUUAUUUAACUAGGCAAGUCAGUAAAGAACAAAUUCUUAUUUACAAUGACGGCCUAGGAACAGUGGGUUAACUGCCUUGUUCAGGGGCAGAACGACAGAUUUUUACCUUGUCAGUUCAGGGAUUCCAUCCAGCAACCUUUCGGUUACUGGCCCAACGUUCUAACCACUAGGCUACCUGCCGUCCUAAUUUGAAGGGGUGUAUGUUGGCUUGACCUAUGUUUUGUUUUCUUAUAGCCACAUUAACCUAUUAGAUCCUAUUUGUCAAUGGAUUACAACCUAACAGAUUUGUAUUGAACAGGCCAUUUUAGGUUUGCAGUGUUCAUAAAGAGCAAAAAGUCCCCUGCCUGGCACCACUAACUAUUUUUUUCUUAUCAAAAUGAUUGCGCCUCCUUUUUUCCUUGUUUUCAGAUAUCCAAUCAGCUAUACUCCCAUAGUAGACACCUGUUGUUUGUGGGUGAAAUGGUGCAUUAACAUGAACCCUGUGUUGUUGUUACUUGUGUAGUAUUUUGCUUCUUAGCUAGAAAUUCUCCAUUCUUUUUUACAGUUACCACUAAGGUAACAAAAGAGAAACCGAGAAAGUACAUUCAUGUGUCUGCCUCAUAUUUUGUAUUUUGAAUAGGGUACCUGGCAACGCUACUCAUGAAUUGGACUAGAAAAUAUGGAAUUAUUAUUUGGGGUUUAGCUAUUUAGAACACAGCAUUUGCUGAAUUUGACAGUUGUCUUGUACCCCAGAGGAUUGUAUAAGACUGUGCAUUUUAUCAGUGGUCUGACGCAGGUCCAUUUGCAGUCUUCAGUUCUUGCAGCUAACAUGAUCUUAGAUUUCAGUAAGGGCACCAGUCCAAUUAUGUGAUAUAUUGUUUUUCAUCAUGGUUUAUUGAUGGCUAAUGACAUUAGAAGCACAUAACCACCCUCUAGUGAAAGCAAUGGUUAGGCUAAGUGGUCGGCCAUAAAGUCUGCACUCAAGUUAGGUUCAUUAACACACUCAAAAGCACUCUCCUGAUUGCUUCCAAUGGUGAAAACAUACAGUAAAUGCGACAGUGUCACUUGUGAUGUUAUUUGUUGCUUCAGUGCUGAGAUGUCUUCUCAGGUAGGACCAAAGCUCAAUGUCCUUUGCUUGGCAGACUGAUAGAUUGUGCCCCUGUGAUGUCCACAGUGUAUCCCUGCAGCCCUAGAAUAGAUAGAUACAAGACAUUUGCUUAUUAGGAACAUUGCUUAAGUUGCUAUUAUCAACUGUGCUUUUUUUGCCAUAAGCUAGUAUAGUGUUAAAAUCUAUUAAGUGCAAAUGUUUGCUGUUUUGAACCAAAAUGUUACUUUAUUAGCUUUACUUUAUUUCAUACUUGUCUCCUGUUUGAUAUAAUUUCUUGCUUCGUAGAUGGUUGAUCCAUGUAGCAGAGUAGUAACUCCAAUUACUGCCCCAGCCACUGCUCUCUCUGAGGAGAUGCACACCCUGACAGAAGUUCCUUUGUUUUAGUCUGAUGGAAAAUGUAGUGUGAUGUCACACAGGCUCCUGUCCUGUGUUCUCUCCCUACUCUGCUCUUCCCUGCUUGUUGGUCCCUUGGAGUCAACAGCCGUCCCCUGUUGUUUUGAGGAGCCUUGCUUCAGACUGGCCUAAAAUGGGCAGAAAGGGUGCAGAACAAAAGCUGCUUGUUGCUUGUACAAAAGUACUGAAGCGCUGCAGCCGGGACCAAGCUGCUAUGCUAAUGCCUGUGCCUCUCAACAGGAAAGAGAGCCAAAAUGUUCCCGAAGGGCACGAAGCGCAAGUUUUCCGACUCCAGGGAGGAACCUGUGGCAGGCGGUGAGGAUGUGAAUCAGUCGAGUUUGGCAGCUGUGAGGAUGCUGUCGUCCUACAGCCUGCAGCGGCAGUCCCUGCUGGACAUGUCCCUGAUCAAACUGCAGCUGUGCCACAUGCUGGUGGAGCCUAAUCUGUGCCGUUCGGUGCUGAUUGCCAACACGGUGAGGCAGAUCCAGGAGGAGAUGACCCAGGACGGCACCUGGCAGAUCAUGACCCAGGCCCUGAGUGCUGCCAACGCUGCUGCCCAGUGCUCUGCAGACCGCCUGGUGGCCACCGAGGUGCUGUGCCGGCAGACAGAGGCAGCCCAGGGGGAGCAGGUCCCCAAGCCCUUCCCAGUGGUGGGUUCAGAGGGCUGCCCUGCGGAGGAGGUGUUGGAGGAGGAGGCGGCGGCGGCAGAGGUGGGGAUGACUAUGUCCACUGUCUCCCCCCAAGCCCCAACCUCCUACCUGCCAGGCACCUUUGGCAUGGACCCCUGCUGGGAAGAGGAGGAGACAGGUGAAGAUGAUGAUGAUGAUGAUGAGGAGGAGGAGGAGGACAGUGAGGAGUGUGGGUCUGGCUCAGAGGAGGAGAGGGAGCGUGACAGCCUGGUGGAGGACACCAGGACAGCAGAGCAGGUCUUUGGCACGUUCGAGAUCAAAAACCCUGCGCCCAGCCCCGACCCUGCUCUGGAGGAACUGUUUUCAGACGUGGAUGCGUCUUACUACGACCUUGAUACAGUGCUGACAGGAAUGCAGAGCGUUCCUAAGAUGGGGCCCUAUGACCUCCUGGAGAGCCUGUCCUCCCAUGGGCCCUCACCCCUCAGUUCCAGCACAAGCUGCCGAUCAGACCUCAAUGAACUGGACCACAUCAUGGAGAUCAUAGUGGGCUCCUGAGAAACAACACACUUUCUUGCAUACUUACUUUGACUCUUUACAGACUGCACGUGGUGCGUAUAUUUGGAUAUGGUGUUAUUAUACGUUCAGAUGUUGAGGGUUUAUGAAAUCAAGAACUUAUUCAGUGUUACGACAUGCAGCUGUGCAUCUCUAAGUGGGCAGAGAUUACAACCUAUACCAUUAUGAUUUUUCUUAUUUUACAUACUUUUCUAUAUUUCUUUUUGUCAUACAAUCUAUUUUUCCACUUUUGUUUUUAUUUAUUGUAAUAUGUAUGGACUGAAGAACAAUGUCAUUACACUACACACAAAUAGACCCGAACAUCCAAUCUUCUGAAGCAUAUUUUCCUAAAGAGUAAAACAAAUAUUAGUGAAACAUGUAUGUACAGUUGAAGUCGGAAGUUUACAUACACCUUAGCCAAAUACAUUUAAACUCAGUUUUUCACAAUUCCUGACAUUUCAUUCUAGUAAAAAAAUUCCCUGUCUUAGGUCAGUUAGGAUCACCCCUUUUAUUUUAAGAAUGUGAAAUGUCAGAAUAAUAGCUGAGAGAAUAAUUUAUUUCAGCUUUUAUUUAUUUCAUCACAUUCCCAUUGGGUCAGAAGUUUACAUACACUCAAUUAGUAUUUGGUAGCAUUGCCUUUAAAUUGUUUAACUUGGGUCAAACGUUUUGGGUAGCCUUCCACAAGCUUCUCAUAAUAAGUUGGGUGAAUUUUGGCCCAUUCCUCCUGACAGAGCUGGUGUAACUGAGUCAGGUUUAUAGGCCUGCUUGUUCGCACAAGCUUUUUCAGUUCUGCCCACACAUUUUCUAUGGGAUUGAGGUCAGGGCUUUGUGAUGGCCACACCAAUACCUUGACUGUGUUGUCCUUAAGCCAUUUUCCACAACUUUGAAAGUAUGCUCGAGGUCAUUGUCCAUUUGGAAGAUCCAUUUGCGACCAAGCUUUAACUUCCUGACUGAUGUCUUGAGAUGUUGCUUCAAUAUAUCCACAUAAUUUUUGUCCCUCAUGACGCCAUCUAUUUUGUGAAGUGCACCAGUCCCUCCUGCAGCAAAGCACCCCCACAACAUGAUGCUGCCACUCCCAUGCUUCACGGUUGGGAUGGUGUUCUUCGGCUUGCAAGCAUCCCCCUUUUUCCUUCAAACAUAACGAUGGUCAUUAUGGCCAAACAGUUAUAUUUUCGUUUCAUCAGCCCAGAGAACAUUUCUCCAAAAUGUACGAUCUUUGACCCCAUUUGCAGUUGCAAACCGUAGUCUGGCUUUUUUAUGGCAGUUUUGGAGCAGUGGCCUUUUCCUUGCUGAGCGGCCUUUCAGGUAAUGUCGAUAUAGGACACGUUUUUACUGUGGAUAUAGAUACUUUUGUAUCUGUUUCCUCCAGCAUCUUCACAAGGUCCAUUGCUGUUCUGUGAUUGAUUUGCACUUUUCGCACCAAAGUACAUUCAUCACAUUCAUCUCUAGGAGACAAUGCGUCCUUCCUGAGCGGUGUGAAGGCUGCGUGGUCCCAUGGUGCUUAUGCUUGCGUACUAUUGUUUGUACAGAUGAAUGUGGUACCUUCAGGUGUUUGGAAAUUGCUCCCAAGGAUAAAUCAGACUUGUGGAGGUCUACAAUUUUUUUUCUGAGGUCUUGGCUGAUUUCUUUUCAUUUUCCCAUGAUGUCAUUAAAAGAGGCACCGAGUUUGAAGGUAGGCCUUGAAAUACAUCCACAGGUACACCUCCAAUUGACUCAAAUGAUGUCAAUUAGCCUAUCAGAAACUUCUAAAGCCACGACAUAAUUUUCUGGAAUUUUCCAAGCUGUUUAAAUGCACAGUCAACUUAGUGUAUGUAAACUUCUGUCCCACUGGAAUUGUGACACAGUGAGUUAUAAGUGAAAUAAUCUGUCUGUACACAAUUGUUGGAAAAUUACUUGGGUCAUGCACAAAGUAGAUGUGCUAACCGACUUGCCAAAGCUAUAGUUUGUUAACAAGAAAUGUGUGGAGUGGUUGAAAAACGAGUUUGAAUGACUCCAAAGUAAAUGUAAACUUCUGACUUCAACUGUAUGUAUAUAGAAAUAUAUAUAUUUUUCAAUUUACAGUUUGGGAAAUUUACCAGUAUGAUUUAAUAUAAUUUCCCCCCAUAUUUUGACUAUGAUAAAUUUAAAUUUAGCCAGUCAACCAAUGUCUUCCUAUGGUUUGGUUUUAAGCAUUUAAGUCUCAAGAUGGGCACAGUUUUUUUCCCUACUUGAUUUGAAUCCAUCCCUUACAACCUAGACUAGAUUUGUAAAGUAUUUAGAGAAACUCUUGCUUGAUAUCAGCAUUAAGAAGCCUUAUUUUCUGAUAUUUGUAUUAAUACAAAUUAAGAAUUAUUGGUUGACCCAUUAAGUUAUUCUUUUUAAUUUAUUUAAUUUAUUAAAUACAGAUACAUACAUGCCACGUAGAUUUUUAAACUGAGCCGUGUAUACCCAUGUGAUAUAUUAUAAACUGGGUGGUUCGAGCCCUGAAUGCUGAUUGGCUCAAAGCUGUGGUAUAUCAGACCAUAUACCACGGGUAUAACAUUUUUACUGCUCUAAUUACGUUGGUAACCAAGUUAUAAUAGAAAUAAGAUGCCUCGGGUGGUUAUGGUAUAUGGCCAAUAUACCAUGGCUAAGGGCUUUAUCCAGGCACACUUUAGCCGUGGUAUAUAUUGGGCAUAUACCACACCCCCUUUUGCCUUAUUGCUUAAUUACAACUCAAUACCCCCCUAUUCACUAUGCAUUUCUUUUGCAAAAAAAUAUUUUGUACAGAAUUCAACUAUCAUUUUUUAAAUUUAUUUUUACAAGCAGCUCUUUCUCUAAAGAUUUCUUUUCAGAUUGUCUCCUUAUCAUGAUGAAAAGAUUACUCAGGCAAACCGUACCAGUAAAAUCUGACAGUAUUACUCUGGUCAUUACCACCACAACUCCUCUGAAUGAUGUCACUGCUUCAAACAGCAGCUAGAAUUUCAAAGACCUUAACAAUUGUAAAGUAUAUGCAUUUUUAUAUUAAGAACACAUUUUAGGACCUUUGUAAAUAUUUUUUUAAAUAAAAGGUGCAAAUCUUG
This is a messenger RNA of Oncorhynchus nerka (sockeye salmon), 6489 nucleotides long. RefSeq names its product cell division cycle-associated protein 4-like. Gene Ontology annotation, cellular component: nucleus. Lineage: Eukaryota; Metazoa; Chordata; Actinopteri; Salmoniformes; Salmonidae. Gene Ontology annotation, molecular function: transcription regulator activity. The record is from RefSeq and is a predicted model, not a curated record.